GAUGCGCUUCCGUGGAGCGGAGACAAGGCCAAAGGGAUGUUGGAGCAAGCCGUCAAGCAGUCCGUCCUUGCCUACUGGAAAUCGCAGCUCAACCUGAAAAGAAAGGAUCGAGAGGAAGCAGUGAAGACUACGAAGCUGCGGAUCAAGGGUAAGUUGACAGAAUGCGUCCUCAUCUCUUUGUUGCCAGACGGCCAUUACGAUCUGGAUGCGGACGACAUCGUUGGCGCAGCUUUCGACGAGGGGAUCGACUCUGGGGCGAACGUCGUUGACGCUGAGGGCAAGUGCAGGGCUGUGGCGGACCAGAGCGUGGGAAGGGCGACUGCAAAUGCAAUUUCGCACGAUGCAGCAGCAGAGCGCGGCUCCCUCCUGGGCGGCGCCGGCUUGGCACAUGCUGUGGCGGGGCCCAGGUCAAGGACCGCGGAUUCCGAGUCAGAUGGUGAAGAUAUGGGCAAGUCUCUGGACGGCUCGGACGCGUCUGAGGACGAGCGUGACAACUUGAAAUUCGUCACGUCAUGCAUCCUCGAUAUGGAUGACGGGCCAGCGCCUGCGCCGAAGGUCGGCAGCGCCCGCCCGGGCGGCUCCAAUAAGCACGCCAGCAGUGCAAGCGCAGGGCCCUCCAGCACCCACGCGCCCGACGCUAAGUGCAGCAAGAGGGAGACCAAGUCGACUCUACCGCAGCCAGGUCCUGAGCCCGCCGGGAACCCGCCAGCGAAAGGGAAACACGGGCGCCCAGGCAAGUGGCGAAACAAGAGCCCCAGGGAGGUCUUGGAGUCCGAGGGCAUAGCGAAGCCCGAAGCGGCAAUGGCCGCGAUGGAGGAGAAAUACGAGAACGAGGGGACCUUCAAGUCGCUGCGCCCGGCCAAGGAGUCCGAGGGCAUAGCGAAGCCCGAAGCGGCAGCGGCCGCCAUGGAGGAGAAGUGCGAGAACGAGGCAAUCUUCAAGUGGCUGCGCCCGGCCAAAGAUUCGCUGUCCGAGGUCAUGGGCCCGCUCAGGAAGGCGCCCAGGGAAGCCUACGCCGCCUUAGUUAAGCUGGACAGCAAGGUUUGGAGGUUGGUGCCCGUGCCCGAGGAGGCCGCGAACGCCGUUAGCAAGCUUCGGGCGAAGACGCAAGCGAUGGUUGACUUCGCCGACGCUGUCUCGGACACCUCCAAGAAGAACGGCCCCGGCAAGCUGAAGAAGGCGAUGGGCCAAAUGACUGACGCGGGCUUUAACCUUCCCAUCGCGGCGUUCGGGCUGCUCGCGAAGGUGGGGGCGACCGACGCCGCUAACUUCUACAAGGCCUCGGAGCUCGCUGAGAUCUUCGCUCGUCUUUUUGACAGUCUACCCGGGGAGUCCGAUAAUGUUCAAGAGUUCGUCUCGGAUCUCGCGACCACCUCGUUCACGAAGUUCGUGGAGGAC
This is a messenger RNA of Prorocentrum cordatum, 1398 nucleotides long. The record is from the annotation of a GenBank genome assembly. Lineage: Eukaryota; Dinophyceae; Prorocentrales; Prorocentraceae.